Messenger RNA from Cloeon dipterum, 4839 nucleotides. RefSeq names its product synaptic vesicle glycoprotein 2B-like. Gene Ontology annotation, biological process: transmembrane transport. The transcript has 12 exons. Lineage: Eukaryota; Metazoa; Arthropoda; Insecta; Ephemeroptera; Baetidae. The record is from RefSeq and is a predicted model, not a curated record. Gene Ontology annotation, molecular function: transmembrane transporter activity. Gene Ontology annotation, cellular component: membrane. The coding region runs from base 2051 to 4099 and encodes 682 amino acids.
UCAUAUAUAUCAUGUGAAGUGAAAAUACCUUUAAGAUAUCCUUCAUAUGACCUUUUCAGCUUGUUUAGCAAUCAUUUUAGAUGUUUCCAUUGAAUCGCAAUCAAGUUUUGUGUCGUGUUUAUGAAGCUUUUACCUUCGAAGUUUCCAAAGUAAUAUUCCUUCUCUGAACAAGUUAUUAUAGUUUGAACCAUGUAAUUUGAGGUACGAUCUCAUUUUUGUACUUAAUUUUAUGCGCGUUGUGACGGAACUAUAUCAUAAGUCUGGACCAGAUAUUAAAUUCGCAAAAUGCAUUGGCUUAAUAAACGGUUGCGUAAUCGGUGUAAUUCAGCUAGUUUGGCAUGCCGGCCAGGCCUCGUUUGUUAAUAAGUGCUGUGGGAGCCUUUAAUGUACAGCAAAGCGUAUGGUAUGAUCAGCAACGAGAGUGGCAACGACAAAAACCAGUGGCGUUUUACGCGCUACAAUGUGCGUUUUCUAAUUCCCUACAUGCUCCUCGAUCACUGAGAAACUAAUUAAUGUCGUGUCACGAGCGUUUUCAGCUGAAUGAUAUGGCGAACGCGUAUAUUAACAAGUUCCUUUGGCGUAUUAUAUGAAUCUUUUGGUGCGCUGUGAUGUGAAGUCAGCAGGCUGGCGUCUUCCAGUUAAACACCCACGCAGCACGCACAGCAGAACGUCUCCCGGCCGCCGACUGACUGCUCACCAAAGCCAAAUUAAUGCGCAAUCGAGUGUACACUAAUUGGCCUGGUGCACUUUUUGUGCUUCUGGCAGACACAGAUUUCCACUGCAAAUUCACUUCGGAAUUAAGAAAUGAAGAUAUUAUGAGUAUUUUUCCUUUUUAAGAGGAUUAUUAUAAUUUUUUCGACAUCUUGAAGACUCUUUUGAAAAUGGAAAAAUGUGCAUUAAGACAAAUUAUGUUUAAUUGCUAUAUAUUUCUAGUCUAAUAAGGGAAGGGUGGUCUUCUGCUAUAAGUAGACGCAGGUUGACCAUUGCAGCUUUUAUAGAUUUAAGUCGAAUCAGACAACCUGCUAGAUCAUUCGAGAUUUUCAACACUUUGUAAGCAAAUGAGUAUAUGUAUAAUUGGAAAACGAAGAAAAUAAAUUCGAUAAAUUCAUUGCAGAAUGACUUUACUCGCUUUACUCAUUUAUUUAUGCAUUUCUUAAAUUAAAUUGGUAUUCAACUCUUUUGGUUUCUUAAUUUAAAAAAAUAAUAUUGCUUUUUGAAUUCAAAAUAUACUUCUGUUUUAAUAUUAAUUCCCGUAUAAAAGAAGCUCCAUUUUUAUACUAUUCCGACCAUAUUUUAUACUUUUAUUAUAAUAUGGCGCAUAAAACAGCUAAAAAAAAUAACAAUACAAAAAAAGGCCGGACAAAGCGUUAGCUUUGAAGAGAAAAAAUAUUGCCGUUGAUAAUUUGUCUAUAUGUUUUAACUCGCUUGAAAGAUGUCAGGCCAAAUGAUAAGAAAAUUUAAUUGGGUUAUUUUGACGGAAUAUAUGGUGGUAGCUCAAUUACCAUCCACCCCCGUACCAAAAUUUCGUUCAUACAAAGACAAACAACUUUUGUUAAGAGACCACUAAUUGAAUCACAAAAAGGAAGUGGACGCUUAUCGAGACAUGACCAGAGUUCCUGCCAAUAAAUUUUUUUCCCGCAAGUUGCGAAAGUCACGGAAUAAAUGGGUGGGCAGCAGUGUAAACAAACAAAUUUGGCGCUCAUCCCGCGAAUAACGAGGCGCAAUUCGCGCCGCAAGGGCUGUUUUCCAGCAGGCCAGGGUGGCGGGUAUACACGUAAUUUUUAGCGCAAUGAGUGUGAUCGUCGCGGGUUUCGCUGCUCAGUCGGCGCGUGUGACGUCACCAUGGUGCUCGCCUCCCCCCGCUGCCCCCACCCGUUGUUAUUGAUCGCAGCUGACGAGAGAAAGGGAGCUCGGAAAAGCUGAAACCAGCAGCGGCCUAGCCAAUUUGUUUGUUAUUAUUCUGACCGCCGGCCGUGUGGUUUGCACUUUUCUCUCACCCACACCGACUCUCCGCACGGCGCCGAAAUGCACGACGGGCAAAUGAGCGGCGAUGGUUGUCUCCGUCCCACGGGAUGAUGAGGAGGCGAGCGACGAGAAUGCCGCGCUUGUGACCGGCAACCGGCGCACCACCACCUACACCAUGAUGGACAGCGUAGAGCCCCACGAGGAGCCCACUGCUGCCAUACAGCAGGGCAACCCGCCCAGCACGGACAGCCUCGAGUACGGCAUCGCGGCUGACGACGCCUCGCUGCUCUCUCAGUUCCACGAAGACGCGAUCAAACAGGCUGGCCUCGGAUCUUUCCAAAUCCUGCUUCUAAUAGUGGCAGGACUAGGCCUGGCCGCUGACUCGGUCGAGGUGUUUGUCGUGUUUUACAUUCUGCCAAGUGCUGAGGUGGAAAUGUGCAUCACACAGACAGAAAAAGACUGGAUGGGUGCAAUCACUUUUGUCGGCAUGAUGGUGGGCGCCACUUUGUGGGGCAACCUGGCCGACAGAAUGGGCCGUCGACGGACGCUGCUGUCGGCUCUGGGCGUCAACGCUGGAUUCAGCGUGAUCGCAGCCUUUAUGCCCACCUAUGGCACCUUCAUGACUGCCAGAUUCUGCAGCGCAGUCGGUGUUGGUGGCUCGCUGCCCGUCGCUUACGCUUACUACUCGGAGUUCCUGCCGCGCAAUGAGAGAGGCAGGUACCUCAGUGGACUGGUGAUAAUGUGGGCCCUAGGAGGAGUCUACGUCGCCCUGCUGGCUUGGAUAAUCCUCCCUCGCACAGGUCUCCAAGUGGCUGAGGACAGCUCUGAGCACUUUUCCGCGUGGCAUCAGUUCCUGCUGCUCUGCACCCUGCCCUGCUUCGCAGCUAUUGUUGGCCUCAUCUUUUCGCCAGAAUCUCCGCGCCACUUACUAGAAGCUGGGCAAGACGUGGAGGCCAUGCUUGCAUACCAGCGCAUUUUUAAGUCCAACAGCAAAAAAGAGAAUGCAGGCCAGGGUGCUGGACAGUAUCAAUUGUCAGAGCUUGAAUUGCCAACCAAAAGGAUCAACGGCCUAGGAGGCCCCUACUCAUCGGCCUCCCCUGGAAAAUCUGUCUUGGCAGACAUGAUCUAUAGUUUAGAAUUGUUUUGGAAUUCUUUUGUGCAGCUAUUUUGCUCACCAAACUUUAGAUUAACAAUCACUCUACUAGUAAUCUGGAUAUCCGCUGCAUUUGGGUUCUAUGGAUUGACCCUGUGGUUUCCUGAGUACAUCAGCACCCUGCGGGAUGUUUUGUACUCGUCCAAAGCACAACGCGUUUCAGACAAGGUGUAUGUCAACAUCACGUUCAAUCAGUCGCUGGAGAACAUCAAUUAUUCCGGCUCGAGCUUUGUUGGGUGUCGCUUCGAGCACCUCACCCUGAGUCAUGUCACGUUCGAAAACUGCACAGUGGAAAGUUGCACUUUUGCGAACGUGCGCUCCAGUCGGACACUCUUCCGCGACACUGAAAUCAUCAGCUCGCACUUCGUCGACACAGACCUCUGGUGGGGAAACUUGCCAUACAAGGAUGAUGAAGAUGGGGAAGGUUGGAUUGGCGGAAUCACCAGUGGCCGUUUUGAGCGCUGCCUUUUGGUAAACAACUCGAUCUUGAGUCUCGCUCAAGGCUGUCACCUGGACUUCGAUUACAACAUCCACCUUCAGGACAUUUUCACCGAGAACUUGGUGGGUCAGCUGGCGCUGCUACCUGGCGCGUUCGUGUGCGCUUUCCUUGUUGACAGAGUUGGUCGUAUCAAAAUCAUUGGCGCCACGUUCUUGCUCGCAGCUGUCAUAUCCCCUUUCAUAUGGUUGCUGAGCUCUGGGCGUGCUAUCAUCGCUUUUGAGUCGGUGCUCAACUUGUUUUUCGUCGCUGGCUGGAGCUCUCUGGCUGUGGCAACUCUUGAGUCAUACCCCACCCACCUUAGAUCGACAGGAUUUGGUUUUUUGGCUGCCAUAUCAAGACUGGGCGCCGUGCUGGGCUUCACCACCUUUUCGCACCUGCUUCACUCAAGCAGAGGAGUGCCGGCCAUGCUGGCGGCUGCCUCCUUUGCCGUGGCUGGUCUGACAGCCACCCAACUUCCUGAGGCUCGCACGGCCCUUCUCUAGUUAUACAAAAUUGUAAAUCUUAAACACUCAUACACACGGACUCUGAAUACUAAUCGCAUUGCUCACAUUGGUUGAAAAUAUCUCUUUUGAUAGUUUUGAUUUGUUUGGCUUGUUUCUUUGUGGAAGGAACAAGGCCAACUCAGCAGAGCUUUUCUUAACCUAAAUCCUGCUCUGCUCUUACUAAAAGUAACGUGAUAGACAGUUGUCUGUUUGUAUCUCAAGAGGGACUGAAAUCACGAUUUUUGUUGUAGGAUUUUUUAAACAUAAAUACUCAAUGUAUUCUCUUGAUGCUGAUCAUGUUGCUCUUCGAAAUGCUGGACAUUGGAAAAGGUCUAUAUUUUUUAUUCCGAUAAUAUCCACUUAAUUCAAAUUUCCCUGCUGACAAUGAACUGCUAAUAAUUCAUUUUUUUCUACGUUUCAAACUAUGGUUUAAAUAAUUAAUGUAUUCAUCACUUAUAUUCCAAAGGGUACCUGCGACAAGUAAUGGUUAAGCUUGCAAAUUUUUAUAUCACGCAAUCAAACUUUUUGAAAAAUUCAUUCGUCCUUUGCAAAGUUGAUUUCUGCAUAAUAUUAUUAUUAAUUAAAUUUGUCGAAGGGUUUCUACUCUGUCAUGUACCUAUAAGAUGUGUAAAAAAUUUAUGUUCUGAUGAUGUAAGGUGUUGAAAUGUACUCAUCUUAAUAUACCUGAAAACUUAAAUUAUAGGCUGGUAAAAUAAAGUAACGAUCUGCAAAUCAUUUUA